Messenger RNA from Aspergillus puulaauensis, 963 nucleotides. Its product is annotated as ribose-phosphate diphosphokinase. The transcript is spliced from 4 exons. Gene Ontology annotation, biological process: purine nucleotide biosynthetic process; 5-phosphoribose 1-diphosphate biosynthetic process; ribonucleoside monophosphate biosynthetic process. Gene Ontology annotation, cellular component: cytoplasm; ribose phosphate diphosphokinase complex. Bases 1 to 963 code for a protein of 320 amino acids. The record is from RefSeq and is a predicted model, not a curated record. Gene Ontology annotation, molecular function: ribose phosphate diphosphokinase activity; magnesium ion binding. NCBI's taxonomy places the organism in Eukaryota, Fungi, Ascomycota, Eurotiomycetes, Eurotiales, Aspergillaceae.
AUGGCGUCGAAUUCUAUCAAGCUUUUGACCGGCAACAGCCAUCCGGAGCUGGCCAAUUUGGUCGCAGAUAGGCUCGGAAUUGAAUUGACCAAGAUUAUGGUUCUACAAUACUCGAACCAGGAAACGAGCGUAACGAUCGGAGAGAGUGUCCGAGAUGAGGACGUAUUCAUCUUGCAGUCGACCCGACCGAACGAUAUCAACGACGGAUUAAUGGAACUUCUUAUCAUGAUCAAUGCCUGCAAGACCGCUUCUGCGCGACGCAUUACUGCUGUUAUUCCAAACUUCCCCUACGCCCGCCAGGACAAGAAAGACAAGAGUCGUGCGCCAAUUACAGCCAAACUCAUGGCGAAUAUGCUGCAGACGGCUGGCUGCAACCAUGUUAUCACCAUGGAUCUCCAUGCCAGCCAGAUCCAGGGCUUUUUUAACGUUCCCGUUGACAACCUGUAUGCGGAGCCUAGUAUGCUCAAGUGGAUCCGGGAGAAUCUUGAUGUGAGCAACUGUGUGAUCGUGAGUCCCGAUGCUGGUGGUGCCAAACGAGCGACUGCCAUCGCCGACCGGUUGGAUCUACAAUUUGCAUUGAUCCAUAAGGAGCGUCCACGUCCGAACGAAGUCUCACGCAUGGUCCUUGUUGGUAGCGUGAAAGAUAAGGUGGCUAUCAUCGUUGAUGAUAUGGCCGAUACUUGCGGAACCCUCGUCAAGGCAGCCGAUACAGUUAUGCAGCACGGUGCUAGGGAAGUCAACGCAAUCGUCGUACACGGUAUCCUCUCCGGUAAAGCCAUUGACAAUGUGAACAACAGCUGCCUGAAGCGGAUAGUUGUGACCAACACCGUCCCCCACCAAGAGAAGAAGGAAGUUUGCGACAAGAUUGAGACCAUAGAUAUCAGCCCGACACUUGCAGAGGCUUGCCGCCGUACGCACAACGGCGAGUCUGUGAGUUUCCUAUUUUCUCACACGGUUGCCUAA